AUGACAUCGCUCGGCGCCAAAGGGAAAACGGCACAGGAGAUGGAAAAGACGCUCGAAGACACGUCUAUUGACGCGUUAGUUCAAGAUUUGUACGAAGAUUUAAUCAAAGAGUUGAAUUCAGUCAAAGAAGUUGUCAUUAGCACAGUUAACGGCAUCUUCAUCAACCCUGCCGUAGAUAUUAAGCUACAAUUUACAAAACAAGUUGAAAUGAAAUACGGGGCGAUAACCAAGAAUUUUGACUUAUCCGUCCCUGAAGGACCCGAGAAAUCAAUCAAUGACUAUAUUGCUGAAGCCACGAAAAACAAUAUUAAAAACGUUCUUUCAAAAGGAUCUAUCACAGCGAACACUGCUAUGGUUUUAGUCAACACAAUUUUCUUUAACGGAACCUGGGAGACGGGGUUCGAAAAAACACCGAAACAAAAUUUUUAUAAACAGCAGGGGAAGGCAAAAGAGACCAAGAUGCUAGAAAUGAUGACUAAAAACAUGUACCUUCAAUACAAGAGGGAUAAAACAAACCAAGUCGACGUGGCCGAACUACCAUUCGAUGGAGGAAGGUUUGCUUUGUACAUAGCCCUGCCACAUAAAGUGGACGGUAUCGCAAGUCUAGAAAAGCUGUUAUCAAAUCCGGUUCAAAUGAUUCAGCUGUUCUCUGACAUCAGAUCAAAAUACGUCCGAGUCAAGAUUCCCAUAUUCACGACAGAGACGACACUUGACUUGAAGCAACCUCUCAUUGAUCUCGGCAUGGUCGAGGCGUUUGGUCCUGGAGCUGAUUUUUCUGGAAUCGCCACCUCAGGAAACAUCUGCAUCAGCCAAGUCAUUCACAAGGUCAGAUUUGAAGUCACAGAAACCGGCAAGGUCGGGGCACCAACUUCUCCGAGUUCCGUUACGCCGGAAGCGGACUUUCUAGUGGAUCAUCCGUUUCUGUAUUUUCUCAAGGAUAAAAAAUCCGGACAAUUUUUGUUCCAAGGAAAAUAUUCCGGUUAG
This is a messenger RNA of Physella acuta, 984 nucleotides long. RefSeq names its product serpin B3-like. NCBI's taxonomy places the organism in Eukaryota, Metazoa, Mollusca, Gastropoda, Physidae. The record is from RefSeq and is a predicted model, not a curated record. Gene Ontology annotation, molecular function: serine-type endopeptidase inhibitor activity.